CCAGAACUGCGACCGCACCCGUCAGUUGCGGCUUCUCGCGCUCAUCAUCGUCGCGGGUUGAUCGACCACGCACUUCAUUUUCUCUUUCGGUUCGCUUUUGCUUCUCCAUUCCAUUUCCAAAAGCAUUGGCAUUGGGCGCCCGGCGUAUCAAUUUGGCUUUGAAUUUUGCGCUCCGGAGCAUCGUGACUGCCGGCACGAGCCUGGCCUGUCACUGCCUCACGUCGACUUUGAUCCCAACCGUUUGAGACCCACGCCGCUUCUGUGCCUCUCGCCUCGAAGUCCCCACGUCCUCGCAGCUCGCCAACAGGCUACGAAAGUGAUAGCUUCCUGUGGGAGUGUCCUUUCAUACCUGAUCUCCUUCCGCGGGCCCCUAUCGCAUGAUGAUGGCAGCCGACACCAGACGCCAGAAUGCAGGAGCCAGAGUGCCCGUGGCCCUGCCCAAGGGGGAGCCGACUCAGCCUGCAGCAUCUUCGGUCUCUCAGGACGUUAGUUUGCAGUUAGCGAUUGGAAGCCGUGUCCGCCUGACCACCACUGCGCCAAAUCAAACGACAGUGGAGGGGACUGUCUAUACAGCUGAUCCCCUGACCAACCUUCUCGUCAUAAACACCACUGCCAGCUCUAGCACCUCCAUUACCUCCACUUCCCUCGUCGCGCCAGCGGGUGCUUACCGCAUCAUCCCCAUUUCGCAGAUCAGCACGUUUCAGCUCCUCUCGCUCCCUCAGUCAUCCGCUAUAUCUGCAAACAUCUCGGCCCUUAACACAAUCGAUACCAAUGCUGUGCAAACCCGACUUGCGAGGAACAUAGCUGGCCAACAAGCAGCACAAGCCCGUGUUGGUCCCAAGGGCACUAGCCCAGUUGAUCAAGCGCUGUUCGAUUCCCUCUCACGGACUCAUCCAGCGCGCUGGUCCGGCAACACGAUGAUUAUCUCUGAUACUUUCUUGAUCGAUAAGCCGUAUGGCGCAGCCAAUGUUCGGCACGCCGAAGGCCGGGACGGAGAUCUGGACCGGAUGAAGAAGGUGGUAGAUAUGGAGCGGCAGAAGAUCACACUGAGAUUUGCAAAGGGAUCGCUGGAUGGGAAGCUAGGAUCGGAGGUCUCGCCUGUCAAAGCGGCUUCGCCCGCAGGCAUGAAGAAGGGCGGGUAAUGUAGACCAAGGGAUUAAAACCGAAUGUCUGGUCUUCAAUGAGGAAAGAGGAAGGGACGGUCCACUGUGCGGAAUCUCGCGCAGGGGUCAGGAACAAGCACCGACGGGCUCUGAAUAUUUGUUUGGAGCCAUCAUCAGGAUAUCAAUCAGGACGGCACAGAGCGCUGACAGGCUUUGGUGCCAGAGUGACUGCAACUCAAUCAACCCGACGGCCCUGUUUAGACCAAGGUCAUAACAACCGUCAAGUUAUGUUGUGCGCAGUGUUCGAGCAGCAGGAUAGAGAGGCUCAUCAUCCUACUCUCCAUGAAAAUUGGAUUGAGGAGAUCCUAAAGGAUGUUGUGCACUGAGCUGGACCAACCAUGCGUCCAUAACAAUAUUCUGCAUAUGUUCUCCUCUCUUAUCACUCGUAUCUGGACUCUCUACGCGAAGCGCGGGAUGCAGGAAAAUUAUUCUGCUCCAGUAUCUCUCUCAGAGUGACUCACGGUCGAAUUCAAGUGCUCAACCAUCCAGAAUUUGGCCAACGCUGCGGUGCGGGGCAUAUGGAGCAUGUUUUUGGGAGGACAGUGUGAUCGACCCCUUUUCGCGCGUCAGCCUUGCGGACUCCCUCAGCGCAGCUAUAGGCCAGAACAGACGAAGUAUAUAU
Molecule: messenger RNA, 1785 nt
Organism: Cladophialophora immunda
Lineage: Eukaryota; Fungi; Ascomycota; Eurotiomycetes; Chaetothyriales; Herpotrichiellaceae
Exons: 2
Coding region: 378-1142 (254 amino acids)
Source: RefSeq, a predicted model, not a curated record